UAGGCAACUAAAACACGUCUACCCGCUCUUUAGCGUGACUCGUCGUCCACACUACUAUACAAAGCGCAAACCCACCAUUCUAUUUUUAAAGUAUUUUUACAUUUUACAUCCAUCCAUCUAAAGAAAAAAAAUUUAAAAAGUAAAAUAAAAUUUAAAAAAACUCAGAUCGAUUCCGACAAAUGGGCACAGUCCUUCUUGCCUGAACUUCCUUCUCAUCCACCUCGGAAGCAGACGAAAUAACAGUCACUGCUAUCGGAGGUCCAAGCGCGUGCGCCGAAAACUGCGACGGAGCUGUUUCCGCCGCGGCGACAUCUGAUCAGAGCUGUUUCUGUGGGAAUAACGAUCUAUUUUUUCGGUUGUUAAUUUGAAGAACCCUUUUUUCACGUACCAUGAAUCCCAUGUUAAUCCGUGGGCUGCCAUUUUAAUCAGCUGUUUCUGUGAGGACUGAUCCUUGAUUUGUUGACCACGAAUUGAGAUGAUGAUGAUGAUGUUGUUGGUGGGGAUUUGAGAACUGGAUCUGAAACCUAAGAAAUACCUUCUUCUUCUCAGCUGAAAGAAAAAGGUGGAAAUUUCGAAGAAGGAAGUUGCUUUGUUGGUUGGUUGUGAAUUUGAAUUGGUUGACUGGUUGGUUAUGUGCGCAUUAUUUGUAUACACACUCAUGCUUGUUGUUUAGGUUAGAGAAGAACUGGUUUAGAAGAUGCAUGCGAGGAACAGAAGUCCUGGUAAUGGAUACAGAGCUGCUCAUGCAGUGGGGAUGGGGGGUGUAGGAGCAACUGCAUCUAGGGUUUCACCCGAAUCUUCCAUGAGAAGUCAUGGAGGAGGGUAUAGUUCUGAAUAUAGGAGCUAUAAUAGAGGUGGGUUUGGACGCGGGCAAUCGAGGCAAUUCAAUAGUAGGCCUCCGGCUCCUCUGCCACACAAGGGGGGUGGUGGUGGUGGUGGAGACAUUUUUAUGGAAGCUGGUAAGCUAGCCGCUGAGUAUUUGAUUGCCAAGGGUUUACUGCCUGCCAAUGCACUUUCAGGGAAGUGGCAAAACGGUAAUUUGAAGAACCUCAUUGGUAGGGCGCAAGAUGCAGAGAGCGGGCGUGCAUCGGCACUUUCUCGCUUAGGAGAAGCUGGUGUAGGUUCUGACUCAGGGCUACCUGGGAGGAGACGAUCCGCGGAUGAGUAUGGUAAUGAGGGAUCGAAAGGUGGUUAUAGAGGUAGGAAAAGACCAGAUGAAUCAUCCAAGAAUUAUGGUUCUGACUGGAACCGGGAGAUGGGAAGAAGUGGAUCAUGGUCGGAAAGAUCUAGGGCUUCUGAUGGAGAUGAUGAGAGUAGUGAUGUCCUCUCGAGGCAUAGGGAUGAUCGGCUUCAAGCUAAUAAUAAUGAGAGUGGGAGGGUGUCACGCACUUCUUUGAUUACCGAGUUAGCACCGGCAAGUGAUGUAGUUUUUGCAGAAGAAAGUGAAGUUGCUCGAUCUCCACAUUAUACAUUGGAAAAACUCAAGUCCGAGGACAAUGCAGGCGCAGAGGAAAGUGUUUCUUCUUCCAGUAAAAAGGAUAAGGAAACUGAUGAGAAAGAUGAUGACACUAAAGUACUCAGUAUACAAGCUGAGAAAAUUCAGGACGUCAGAAAGAAUGAUGAAUUGAAGGCACAAGACCCUAAGGAUGCUGUGACAAUCAUGGCGUUGUCUUUGGAUGAGGGAAGCCAGGCAACAAGUGAAAAUACCACUACCGAUUUACUAAGCCUUUGUCGUUUUGCUAAAUUUCCUACAAGAACCCGUUCCUCCAUGGCAUUUAGAGUUUCAAGAGUUGAUACAGAUCAUCCUUCGAUCGUGAAUGAUAAUGCCCAUGAGGGUGAACCUUCUGAAGGGUCUGGGGCUUGUGAUGAAAAUGUAACUGCUUAUAAUAUUUCUGGAGAUGGUUUAGGGUAUCAGAUAAAAGAAUCAACUGUUAUCAACUUGGAUAGACCAAGCAUGCCAGCUGCUGAACAUGAUUCUGAACUAGAUGGAAGUUCUGUAAGAGAUGAUGAACUACCUGAUUUUGGAAGGAUCAACGACACCAUGAUUAUGGAUCGUGGUGAAAAACGUGUACUAGAUCAAGGUAGCGACAGUUCUUUGGGAAACAAAAAACUCCGAGAAUCACCUCCCUUGGAAGAUGCUGGAUCUAAUGCUGGUCUAAGCCUUUUGGAUCCUCCAGUUAGGAGGUCGGUUGUAGAGGAUGUAAUGAUGUCACAAGGUGGGGCUAGUAGUUUGCCAUUGGAUGUUACUUCAUACCCUAAAAGCGACAAUGAACCAGACACGGGGCAUACAGAAGAGAAACAGCUUUUACCUGGUUCAUUUAAGACUUUAGACUUGAAUCUCAUGGAAGCAGCCUCUGAACCAAGUCAUCAUCAUCAGGACAAUAAUGACACGGUUCUUUCCUUUUCGCCCCCUAGGGGAAAUGGGAUGCAAGCCGUUUCUGUUAAUAUAGAUUUGUCCAUGCAUAAUAAUGAUAAUGCCAAGGUAGUACCCAAUAGGUACGGUAAAUAUAAUCUUGAUGGCAGAGACAUUGAAGUGAUUGAUUUGGAAAAUGACUCAGUACACGACGACAGAGAUUUGACUACUAAUUCAGAUGGAAGGAAUGAGAAUAUCUUCACAGGCCUGGGUGGCUUUUCUGGCAAUGCACCUAAUGCGAAUGAAAUCCCUGAUUCCUCAGACAGUGGUUAUGGACUUAUGAUAUCAGAAUUGAUGGGAAAUGAUAUACCCAAUUGUUCUUCUUCUGUACCCACUGACGUAGAUGCUCUGCACAAUGAUGAUAUGGGCCUUGAUAAUGGCGAGGUAUCCGAGCUUCAUUUGUUUUGAACACUACAACUAAAGCCCUUUAUCCCACUAUAUGGGGUCGGCUAUGUGUUCUGAACAUCAUUUGUUCUGAACAUGAUGAGAAAUUUUUUUUGGACCUUAAUUAGGCACCUUUUGCUUUUCACUAGUCAGUGUCUCUUCAUUUACAUUGACAGCUGCUGUAAUUUUGCUGAUUUGUUUCAGGGGAUUCUUGGUGUUGAUGAUCCCAUAUAUAUGUCCCUCGGAGAAAUACCGUUAAGUAUGUUGGAAAUUUAGUUUCUGUAUUCUAUUCAUUUUUUUAUGAAGCUUUGCCAUUGGUGCUAACCUGUUAUGGAUGCUAUCUUUACAUUAUGAUUGUGCAUAGCAGGAAAUGAAACUUUCUAAUAACUGUUUUCUCACUAAAAUAAGGAGCAUUUUAACCAUCUCUGUUUCAUAAGAUGUCAAUAAUACUGGACCUUCUCUUUUAUUUUAUUUGAUUAUUACCACAUAGAAAGAGUUAUCGAGAUUGACCUGAUGACUAUUGGAACAUAUUAUUCAUCUUUGGUGGUUUGACUUAAUAGGCUAUGAUUUCCAUAGUAACUUCUUUUUUGUUUAUAACAAGCUUUAUUUUGUAUGUCAUCUCUCAUUUUUUUUUCCCUCUCUUCAUUGAACAUCCCUUGAAGUGAGCCAAUAGAUUAUGUCAUUCUUGGUUAUGAAACUUGGAUAAAUGAUCCCAGUAGUUGUUAUAGUUGGUGUCCUUUUUGAUUUGGUCGUUGACAUUGAAGAAUUAAGUCCUGAACUGCGAUUUAGUGCUAUACAUAUUCCCCAACCUUAUUUUAGUCCUGUAGUUGCACGGUUUUGUCAAAACAAAUGCCUUUAAGUUUACAUCACUACCCUCAGUCAUACUAUGGGUUUUGACUGAACUCUCCAAUUAAUGGAUGUUUAGGGACUCUUUAUAGCUCUAAACUUAAAGUUCAUGGGCCUAAUUGUGAUCUUUUGAGGAUUAGGAAUUAAAUCGAGUGGGGGUCCAGAUGGUGUGAUAUUCACCGUAAAACUUAAUGCUGAUUGUAGUAAAGAUGUUCUCGCUAGUUGCUGAAAGUUUAUUGCAGAACUGCAUCCAUGUGAAUCCAUUUUCUCUUCCAGCUAAUGAGGUACUAACUCCGAAGGGAGCUUCUUUUCUGCUGGAAAACUACAGUAGCUUAGGCAGCAUGCACAUUUACAAACUUGCUUAUUUCCAAAGACUAUGUUAGUUUGCUGUCUAGUGCUUGUUAAGACACAUCACCCUUUCACCUUCUGUGUAGGAUAUUCCAGCCAUACAUCACCAUUCAUGUCAAUGUUCUCUGGAAACUGUAGGUCAAAUGUAGAAGAAGUUUAUAUGCAGUAGUAUUAUUACUGUUCUUUUCUAAGGGCAGUCUCGGAUGGUUUUGUAGGCUUUUUGAGGGGCGGUUGGGAGCAGCCGACACAAGAUUACGGGAAGCCAUUUUGAGCCAUUACUAUAGUCUGUCUCCUGCUAUAUUGAUGAAAUGUAGAAAUUGACAUCGAUUGUUAUAAGGUGUGGACAUUUGGUAUAAGGCCUCAGUUAUCUGUCAUAUUACCAGGCAAAAUCGUCAUAAUUUAGCUGACAUUCGUAAGAAGAUCUUGAUUGUAAUAGAUGUUAGUGUAUCUUAGGCUUGGGUAGAAUCUGACAGAUAUAGAGUGAAUGUAAUAAUAGACCUGGGAAAAAACAUUUAGUGAUGGAAUACGAGAUGGCGUAGACGCGCUUAGCGCACGCCCUCUAUGUUCUUAUACACUCAAUAGAACGAAGAGUGUUAUGAAUAUGAAACAAGAAACUGCAGAAUAAGAUUUGUGGGCGCCAUCCUUGCACAGGGCCGUGCUAAUCUUCUGUCGUUCCAAAUCUUAUCAUAUGCUUGCGGAGUAAUGAGAUAACUAAGUUGUUAUGGACAAAUUGAUCAAAGGAUCAAAUUUAUUUAUUAACAUUAUUAUUUUUUGUUUUUGC
Molecule: messenger RNA, 4772 nt
Organism: Oldenlandia corymbosa var. corymbosa
Lineage: Eukaryota; Viridiplantae; Streptophyta; Magnoliopsida; Gentianales; Rubiaceae
Source: the annotation of a GenBank genome assembly